Lytechinus variegatus (green sea urchin) is the source of this 1365-nucleotide messenger RNA. RefSeq names its product NADH dehydrogenase [ubiquinone] iron-sulfur protein 3, mitochondrial-like. Bases 41 to 814 code for a protein of 257 amino acids. The transcript is spliced from 6 exons. NCBI's taxonomy places the organism in Eukaryota, Metazoa, Echinodermata, Echinoidea, Temnopleuroida, Toxopneustidae. Gene Ontology annotation, molecular function: NADH dehydrogenase (ubiquinone) activity. The record is from RefSeq and is a predicted model, not a curated record.
AAUUGUAACUGUGGGAUUUCGAGCCGACUCAGGUUUCACGAUGGCUUCCCUUCUGUCGAGGUGCACAAAUUCCUUGAGAAAUCUUAGUAUUUCUCAUGGGAAAUUGCUGGCCCAGAAUGGUGCACGAAGUUUAUGCUCCAGUACAAACAAGCCCACAGUACGGCCUCGUGAUGAACUCCAGAAGGGGCGACUGGUAGAGUUUGGCAACUACGUGGCAGACUGCCUCCCCAAGUAUGUCCAGGAAGUCCAGGUGACCUACGGUAAUGAACUGGAGGUGAUGAUCCAUCCCGAAGGCAUCAUUCCAGUCAUAACCUUCCUCAGGGAUCAUCAUAAUGCACAGUUCAAGUCACUCAUUGACAUCACGGCCAUUGAUGUACCCACAAGGUCUCAUCGCUUUGAGUUGGUGUACAAUCUCCUUUCUCUCCGAUACAAUGAACGUAUUCGUAUCAAGACCUAUACAGAUGAACUGAGUGCUGUAGAUUCAUUAGUACCUGUCUUCAAAGGAGCUGAUUGGCUGGAGAGAGAGGUUUGGGACAUGUACGGUGUAUUCUUUGCCAACCAUCCUGAUUUGAGAAGAAUCCUUACUGACUAUGGCUUUGAGGGCCACCCUCUCAGGAAAGAUUUCCCUCUCAGUGGAUUUGUAGAGGUUCGAUAUGAUGAUGAACUGAAGAGGGUAGUUGCAGAGCCUCUUGAGAUGACUCAGGAAUUCCGCAAGUUUGACCUGUCAAGCCCCUGGGAGUCCUUCCCUAAUCACAGGGAGCCUGCACCAGAGCAACUGGAACAGGGCAAGACAGAGGAGAAGUCGGAUAAAUGAGGGACACCGUAUUAGAAUUGUAUAAAAUACUAUAGAUAUAUUCAGAUAUUAGCAGGUGCAGUGGACUGUAGCAAAUACUGGGGCCCAUUUCAUAACUGCUUACGGUCAUGGUAACUUUGCCAUUAUUGCAACUACCAGGGCAACCUUGAUUAUGAUUUGCUGCUGAGCCUUGUUACCAUGUUAAUUGCCUUUAUGGCAAAGUUACAAUAGUUUAACUCUUUAUGAAAUGGGCCUCUGGUAUAUCAUAUGGAGAUGUCAUUAUACAUGUACUUACAAUCGGUUGUAAAUCUUGUACCUGGUUUGCGAUCGGUGUACAGUUACCUGUACUUGCACAUUUGAUUGAAUGUUUUAUGAAACAGGGACCUUAUCUUUUGAUUGGUAUUGAUGGCAAGCCAUGUGCUAAACAGUUAUGAUUGAUUGUGAGAUUGAUCUAUUUAUGUUGCAGGGCCCAUAUCUAGCAUUGACCUGAAAUGACAGUGACGAGAGAUUUUAAAGGGAGAGGUCAAUACCAAAUGAUAUGCUGUAAAUACAUUUCAGAUUUAUUUGUCAAU